CAUUUGCGCAUGCGUACACCACGUAUGCUUCCCAGCUCCUCUCGGUCGGAUGCUAAACUGGCUAGCUAACGGUCCUGUCAGGUACGAGCACUCAGUCGGUGGGCUAGUAGCGACGGGACGUGAGUGAGUGAGUGGCGCGGCGGCCAGAGAAGCUUGGACACCCGGACGGCGCCGCCACCGACGAAAUGGCCGGCCAGCAGUUCCAGUACGAUGACAGCGGCAACACAUUUUUCUACUUUCUCACGUCAUUCGUGGGACUCAUUGUGAUCCCGGCCACCUAUUACCUCUGGCCGCGAGAUCAGAAUGCUGAGCAAUUGCGCCUGAAGAGCCUGCGGCGAGUGCACAGCAGGUGCUUGUGGUACCGGCUCCGGCUGAUGAAGUCCCAGCAGAGCAUCGUCCCCACACUCAAGAAAACUGCCUUAAUGUUUGGCUGGGCCAUCUUCCUGCUGCUGGCAUACAAGGUGUCCAAAUUGGACCGGGAGUACCAGGAGUAUAAUCCCUAUGAAGUCCUCAGCCUGGACCCGGGCGCAUCACUGCCGGAAAUCAAGAAGCAGUACCGCGUGCUGUCGCUGAAAUUCCACCCGGACAGAGGCGGCGACGAGGCCAUGUUCAUGAGGAUCGCCAAAGCCUACGCCGCUCUCACCAAUGAACAGUCCCGAAAAAACUGGGAAAUUUACGGCAACCCGGACGGUCCCGGCGCGACCAGUUUCGGCAUCGCCCUGCCCGCCUGGAUUGUAGACCAGAAGAACUCAAUGCUGGUGUUGCUGGUGUACGGUUUGGCGUUCAUGGUCAUCCUCCCCGUGGUGGUGGGAACGUGGUGGUAUCGCUCCAUCCGGUACAGCGGGGACCAGAUCCUCAUCAACACCACUCAGCUCUUCAUGCACUUUAUGUACAAGACCCCCAACAUGAACAUGAAGCGGUUAGCCAUGGUGCUGACGGCAGCGUUCGAAUUUGACCCUCGCAGCAAUAAAGAAGCCACCAUCCGACCCACGGACAACAUCGAAGUGCCGCAGUUGAUCCGUGAGCUGGGAAACAUCAACGUGAAGAAGAAGGAGCCUCCGUUCUGCUACCCGUACAGCCUGAAGGCCCGAGUGUUGGUCCUCUCCCACCUGGCGCGCAUGGAUGUUUCCGAGGAGCUGGAGGAAGAUCAGCGCUUCGUGGUAAAGAAGAGUCCCGCGCUCCUCCAGGAGAUGAUCAACGUGGGCUGCCAGCUCACCAUGAUGGCCAACAGUAGAGGAGGUUUCCACGCGCCUCGGCUGGUCACCAUCGAGAACUGCAUGAAGUUGACGCAGAUGAUCGUGCAGGGCCUCCAGGAAUCCAAGUCGCCGCUGCUGCAACUGCCUCACUUCGAGGAGGAGCACCUCCGCUACUGCAUCUCCAAGAAGUACAAGGUCCGCAGCCUGCAGGACCUGGUGAGUCUCAAAGACUCGGACCGUCGCGCCAUGCUCCGCUUCCUGGGAGAGGAGAAGUACGACGAGGUCAUGGCCGUGCUGGGGAGCUUCCCGCACAUCAGCAUGGACACCAAACUGCAAGUCCUCGACGACGAAGACAGCAGCAACAUCACGGCGGGCUCCAUCGUCACCGUGACCGUCACCUUGGCCAGGAAACCGAUGGCGGAGGUCUUUGAAAAGGAGCAGGGGCCCUCACCGUGUCCGGGAGAGGAGGCGGCGACGGCGGCUCCCGCCGAAGAAGCGGGAGAGGCCAGUAAAGGCAAAUCGAAGCAAGUUUGGCAGAACAAGAACAAAGUUGCUAAGAAGAUGGCAAAGUCCAAAAAGAAAAAAUUAACCAAGAAAAAGGCAGCCACGCCGGCACCAGUCAAAAGCAAGACGGCCAACGGAAACGUGGCGGGAAACGAGGGGACGCCGGCGGCCAAGGAGGACGACGAGGAGCUCUCGGACAAAGGUAGUGAGUCGGACGAGGGCGAGGCCGCCAAAGACUCACCCAGCGAGAGAGACGAAGACAGCGACAAGCAGAGCGAUACAGAGCUGGACGAGAUGGCAGGAGAUGACGAGGAGGAGUGGGAGGCAUUGCAGCAGAGCAUCCAGAGGCGAGAGCGCGCCCUGCUGGAGACCAAGUCCAAGGUGACGCACGCCGCGUACAGCCUGUACUACCCCGAGGAGAAGCAGGAGUGGUGGUGGCUCUACAUCGCCGAUCGGCGCGACCAGACCCUGGUGUCCAUGCCCUACCACGUCUGCACGCUCAAGGACAGCGAGGAGGUGGAGCUCAAGUUUCCGGCACCUUCCAAAACGGGCAACUAUCAAUAUUCCGUCAUCCUGCGCUCCGAUUCCUAUUUGGGACUUGACCAGAUCAAACCACUUAAGCUGGAGGUGCACGAGGCCAAAGCCGUGCUGGACAACCAUCCGCAGUGGGACAUCCCUGACACGGAGGAGGAGGACGAGGAGCAGGAGGACAGCGACGGCAUCGAGGAGAGCGAGGACGACGACGACAACGAUUGAACGCCUGGGCCUCGCCCCUUCCCCCCCGCGUCACUCUCCCGCUCCACCUACUUCCUCCUCGACGCAAAGACUUAAGCCGGGACAUUUUUCUACACUAGUCCACGUCCUCGCCUCUUUUUCUACAUGCGCGUGCGUGUUUGCGUUUCUAAGCGGGUAAGGGCGCGUACGGGCGCGAUCGACCGCGUCGGCAGAUUUGCGCGCGGCGCGUCGUCGCCGUUGCGCGGCGCUCGGCUUAUUCGACUUCUAAUAGUGUCACCGUUUCAACAUGGUUCCUUUCCAGGACUUUGUUCUGAGUCCCUCUGUUAAACUUCACACUUAGUACGAAAGUUUUUUUUUUUUUUCUCUCUCUCUUACGGGACAUUCCAGCGAGCAGCGUGUGUCAAUACAAAAUGUAAAAAUAAAGUCCACUUGGGUGCCAUGCACCCGCCGUUCUUC
Corythoichthys intestinalis (scribbled pipefish) is the source of this 2891-nucleotide messenger RNA. RefSeq names its product SEC63 homolog, protein translocation regulator (gene sec63). Lineage: Eukaryota; Metazoa; Chordata; Actinopteri; Syngnathiformes; Syngnathidae. The record is from RefSeq and is a predicted model, not a curated record. Bases 186 to 2456 code for a protein of 756 amino acids. The transcript is spliced from 19 exons. Gene Ontology annotation, cellular component: Sec62/Sec63 complex. Gene Ontology annotation, molecular function: transmembrane protein transporter activity; RNA binding. Gene Ontology annotation, biological process: SRP-dependent cotranslational protein targeting to membrane; post-translational protein targeting to endoplasmic reticulum membrane.